This is a messenger RNA of Echinococcus granulosus, 1353 nucleotides long. Its product is annotated as E3 ubiquitin-protein ligase. The record is from RefSeq and is a predicted model, not a curated record. The transcript is spliced from 9 exons. NCBI's taxonomy places the organism in Eukaryota, Metazoa, Platyhelminthes, Cestoda, Cyclophyllidea, Taeniidae. Gene Ontology annotation, cellular component: cytoplasm; nucleoplasm. The coding region runs from base 1 to 1353 and encodes 450 amino acids.
AUGUCCCGCAAAAAGUGGUUUAAUUGGCUCGUUGACCUGCUCGUCGGAUGUGAAGUCGAGUCAAUGUCUCUGUUUAUUUCGAUGAUAUUUGGUAUAAUUUCAAUGGCAUCUGGCACUCUUAUUUUGAUUUCUCCUCAGAUCAACGUAACGAUUGAGAUGGAUGAUGCGGAAGCCUCAUUUGGUGCCCCAAUUACUGACGAAUCGCCCCUGGGUAAAAUAUCGACGAGCGACCCACCUUUGGCUUGCUCAGCUGUGCAAUCACCUCCCAACGAAACAGAUGUGUUUUUUGCAUUAGUUGAUCGGGGAAACUGUACAUUUGCUGAAAAAGUUUUGGCUGUGCAGAAUGCCAAGUAUUUUGGUGCCAUCAUAGCCAAUGUUGAAAGUGAUUACGUAUUUCCGAUGGGAUCGGACGAAAAGUUAGAAAUAACCAUUCCAUCCAUCAUGGUUGGUCGUACAUCAGGAGAGGCCAUACGCAAUCACUAUCUCUAUAAUUCGGGGGCGCGCAUGAAACCCAAUCGAGGAACAACAAUCGAAUACUAUUUAGUUCCUUUGUUGAUUGCGCUUUCUCUGGCAUUUUUGGCGAUCAUAAUUUCCUUAGCAGUACGCGUUUUUCGAACUUGUAUGCGUCAGUCGAAGAAUAGGCUGAGUCGAGAAAUCCUCAACAAGCUGCCAGAGAUUCGUUUUUCAGAAGAUUACCAAAAUCUAUAUGAAACGUGCGCAAUUUGUCUGGAGGACUACACGAUGGGCGAUAAAUUAAGGGUUCUGCCUUGUCAUCAUGCCUAUCAUAGUAAGUGCGUUGAUCGGUGGCUGCUUCGACGACAGGGCUCCUGCCCGGUGUGCAAAUAUCGUAUUCACCGUAACCACGAUGAUCUGGAAACCGAUAAUGAGGAGAAUCGCGCCGAUGGAGGAGGCGAUUACGAAGACGUGGCAAACGAAGGUGGUGUCGAAUCAGCAAAUGCACAGAAUAUGACGACCGGAAAUUCGGCUAUUGGGGUCCUACAAACUGCAUAUUCGGUUCCUUUGAAUAAUACAGAUGCCGCUUCAGGCGAUUUUGAUGCUGAAUACGAUGAGAAUGACGGUGUUGCUCCCCUUUUAAGCAGGUCUGCACCUGUCGCGUCAUGGCUUUCUGGAGGUCUGUUGCCCUCUCGGGGUACCACCUGGCUUGGAAAUGACAAUCCGGCGUUCGAAACCACCUAUGAAGGUGAGGAAUCCGCACCGCCGUCGGUAGCAGAAGGGGAUCAUAGUGCCACGGUUUCUUUUCGAACUUCCAAGUGUUCACUCCCACAGCCGUCCGCAAACAAGAAAUCGGAAGGCAAGGCUCUGGAAACUCACCAGUCGUCACCCAACGCGUAG